AUGGACAGUCGAGCUAGCCAGCUCCACCAAGGCCAAGGAGCCACACACUUUCAAGAUGAAGAAGAGGAGGAAGAGGAGCCGCAAGCUCGAUCGAGUGAGCCAGGAACCCAGUCGAGUGGAGUGCUCCUGAUGGCCGUCUCCCAUCUCCAGACCACGACCUUGCCUCCCAGUUCUUUGGGGGGCACUGAGGCUAAGUUUGGGGGUGCCAACUCGAGCUCGAUCGAGUUGGGUGUAAAAACCAGAAAAGUGGUCUUUUGGAGCAUUCUGGAGCAUAUGGGACAAGGAGCAUGGAGGGACUUGGCACAUGGAGCAGCUCAACUGGAUACGCAAAGGAAGAAGGGAGAAGCCAUCUUGAAGACCAGCUCGACCGUCUACUCGACCAACCGGUCGAGUUCCUCAACUCGACCGGCCAAGCUUCAACUCGAUCGAGCUGAGAAGUCAAAGUCAAACCCGAAAAAUGUUGCUUCCCCCUUGACUUUCCUUUGA
Molecule: messenger RNA, 486 nt
Organism: Microthlaspi erraticum
Lineage: Eukaryota; Viridiplantae; Streptophyta; Magnoliopsida; Brassicales; Brassicaceae
Source: the annotation of a GenBank genome assembly